AUGGCUUCUUAUGCAUUCUAUUAUGAUAAUGACAUAAGUAUCUAUAUUCUUAUAAUGACUACUUUGCUCCUAACAUCUACUUUAUUAUUUUAUUACGAGUUUGAAAUAAGUAUAUAUAUGAGGACUCAUCGCACUCAAAAUGUAACAAAAAAUAAGACUUCCUCAUUUCAUUUAUUACUUCCUUCAAAAAUGCAGAUUUUCAUCCCUGUCAAGAUUUUAAAAUUUAUCAACGUUUUUUCUUCAGUCUCGAUCCACGGAGGAUCACGUAUUGCGAAAAGUUUUUUGUGUAUAACAAUUCGUUUUUUUACUUUCUCUGUUGCAGAGCAGUUGGCAAAAAAUCAGUUUUGGUUGGGAUUGGUCAAGAAGUCAGAUAACUGGUACUGGAGUGAUGGAUCAGAUUUCAGUUAUACCAAAUUUCUUCCCAUGCCGUCCGUUGAUGAAAAGACUGAGAUGUGCAUUUCGGGCAGUUUAUCCGGCUGGAAAUUGGAAGAAUCCUCAGUUAAAGUCUUGAGUUUCUUACGUUUUGGUGUAGAUUACAAAUACAAAAAUUUGUACAUUAAUGUAUUGCAGCUUCCAAUGAAAGUGGAGCUAGGAAUUGCAGAGCAGAUAUGUCUUGCCAGAGAUUCAAGUCUGGUUUGGAUAACAUCGGAAGCAGAACAGAAAUUUUUAAAUGGUGAACUAAAUUUAUGA
Messenger RNA from Enterobius vermicularis (human pinworm), 690 nucleotides. Lineage: Eukaryota; Metazoa; Nematoda; Chromadorea; Rhabditida; Oxyuridae. The record is from the annotation of a GenBank genome assembly.